ACUCAAAGAGUUCUUAAAGUCCAUAUUUUUUGGACUUUUUUUAACACACGAAACAAAAUGGGUGCCGAAGCUUUCGAUGCUGCCACCUUCGCUGCCGCGAAGUCCAACUUGAAGAAGGGUGCUGCGCCUGCCGCUAAGAAGGCCGCUGAGCCCUCCAAGGAACAAAUUGACGUACAACUACUGACUUCUUGCUUUUUUUUGUUUACAUGACUAUCUUGUUUUUGGUAGUUCUACAUCUUCUACUACAGCGAUGAACUACCAUUUUCUAUUUCUUGAGAAUCACAAUAAUAAAACAAAAACACACAAAGAUGAUCAACACAACAAUAAUUCUCAUACACAAAUUCCAUUCUCCACUCCACACGACUACAGGCCAUCGCGAAGUUGUACACCAAGCACAAGGGUGAUUUGAAGGCUGUUGCCACCGAAUGCCACUGCGCUCUGGCCACGAUGCAGAAGAACCCUCCGAAGGAUGCCAACGACUUCGCCAAGAAGAUGCUCAGUGGAGCUUACUCUCUUGAAUAAUUAACGAUUUUUUCACUUGACAAACAUGAUCAACGCAAACAAUCAUCAUAUUAUUUGUAAAGGCGCAACAUGAACAUCAUAUUCAAGAAAGAAACACGUGGUACAAGAACUAGUUGUCAACGAUAUUUUUAGGAGAAUGAAUGAUCAUGAAAAUGUUAUUGUUAAUGUUAAUCGUUUUUGAGUUUUAAUUGUUUGAUGUGCAUGUGAUUUCUUCCUUUACGAGGUGGAAUAGCAAUAACUAGGAAGGUAGACGUGGUGAUAGCUUCCAAGAAGACUAUGUAUCUAUAGGGAAGUGGUCAUCUGGAUCUUGUUGUUGUUCUCUCUCGUGAAGAGACGAUUAAUUUCACACCAAGAACGAAUUGCAAUAUUUUUUCAAACGAGAGUUGUAUAGGUAGGAAUUACUAAAUGCUGGAUCACGAGUACAACUCGCACUAAAAAAAUUGUCGCCAGUAGUUUAAAAGUGAAAGAACAUCAGCAGAAAAGCCGAGCUCAGAAGGAAGUGACCUAGUCACACCCCCAGGUGCAAAAACCCAUAUGAUCGUCCAAAAAACCGCGCACUCGGUUAUAUUUCAGUUCUUUGAAGAGUCAUGAUUUUUUACACGUAAAAGUUGUGAUGCUAGUGCAUAUCGCAACUACAUUAGCAGUUCUUACCUACCAAGGAAUAAGGACCGGCAAGGAUAUUAAGUCCGCUCUCCGUGUUCUACGUGCAUGAUCAUGAAGAUGAAAGCGCACUGGGAAAAGGAUGUCGACCCUCCAGGGCUUCUUCUUAGGGACAAGUAGAAUUGAUGCAAAG
Molecule: messenger RNA, 1315 nt
Organism: Amoebophrya sp. A25
Lineage: Eukaryota; Dinophyceae; Syndiniales; Amoebophryaceae
Source: the annotation of a GenBank genome assembly